AUGACGAACAAUGUAGGAAUAAUAUCGAAUAAACUAUUUUCUUUAAAAUGGUGUUUCAAAUAUAAUAAUAGUUCAAACAUAAUUUUAAAUAGCUUUUUUAAUAACAGUUAUAACAAAUUUGGAUUUAAAAUUUGUUUUCAUUCAUUUGGAAAUAUUAACAAAAAAUGGAAAAAUAAAAAUAAAAAUAAAUGCAAGAAUUAUAUUUUACUCGUAAAAAAAAAUAAACUACAUAAUAAUGCACACAUUCGAUAUGAAAUCAUUUUGGGAGCAAACAAAAAACAUACAAAUCUAUCUACAAAUAAAUAUGGUGUAAAUUUUAGUACCCAUGUUGGUGAAUUAUUUCAUAAUAAACAAAAUGGGGUGGAAAAAAAAGCGGCAACUGAUAAGUGUGGUAGAAAAAAUGGGGGGGAAAAUGGGAAAAAAGAUACCAAUAUUGACACAAAUUGCGAUAGCAAUAAACUUACACAUCGAAUGGAAAACACAAAGGAUGUAGAACAAAAUGAAAAUGUUAUACGGAUUAAUAAUUUAUGUAAAAAAAUUUAUGAUAUAGGCAAUAAUGGUGUAAAAAAUAAAAAAGAAUGGAUACACUAUUUAGUUGAAUAUUAUAAAGAAGAAGAAAACUACAAAUUUAUAAAAAACAAGGAAAUGUUUAUGUUACUAAUUGGAUUAACCAAAUUAAAAGAAAAAAUAAAUAUUAUUUAUUAUAGAGAAAAUAAAGAAAAUGAAAAAAAUGAAAAAAAUAAAAGGGUAGACGAUAUGAUUGAUAGACAUAUUCAAGUUUUGUCAAAAAAAAUAAACGAGCUGACAAAUAAACAGUUGAGUAUAUUUUUAUAUAUUCUUGAAAAAUGGGAAAAAUUAGAAAAACAUAAAAAAAUUGUAAAUAUUAUUAAUGAUAAAAUUUUAAAAAAAAAAACUUUUAAAAAGUUAAAUGUUCGAAGCUUUUGUAAUGCUUUAUACAUUUAUUCAAAAAAAAAUGAACUGGGCAAAAAUGGCAGUGAAAAAUAUGGCAGUGAAAAAUAUGGCAGUGAAAAAUAUGAUAUAAUAAAUUUUCAAAUAAAUAAAUUUUUAACAAAACUUAAUAAAUCGAAAUGUUCUGUAGAAGAUAUGUUAUUACUCAUUUCAUCUAUAGAUAAAUUAAAAAUAAAAAUAAAAGAAAAAUCUAUGAUAGAAAAUGUUGUAAAGGUUUUAAAUGAUAAUAUACAAGAUACAAACUAUUUUAUUAUUCCGUCUCUUUUGUUAUAUUUGUCAAAUUUAAAUAUUUAUAAUAAAGAAUUAUAUUUAAAAUUAAAAAAUGUUAUAUUAGAAAAUUAUCAUUUUUAUAAUUCUAUACAUUUAACAAAUAUAUUUUAUGCCUUUUCAAAAUUUAAACCAGAUUUUGCCCAUGAUCUCUUUGACACAUUGUCACAUUAUAUCAUCCAUACGUUUUUAAAACAAGCCGAGAAGGAAAAAGAAAAAGAAAAAGAGAACGAAAAUAAAAAUUCGGAAAAAAAUGCGGACGAAAAAGAGGGCGAACAUAAUAAGCCCGCUUUAAGGAAUGCCCAAAUUAACGCAAAUAAAUUUUUAAAAUGUGAUGAGAAAAUGUUUAACAUGUUUCAAAUAACAAAUAUAAUAAAUAGUUGUAUAAAAUGUGAUUACAUAAAUUACAAUUUUUUUCAUGAUUUAAUUUUAUUAUCAGAAAAAAUUGAAGAACAUUCCUUGGAUAAUUUUAUUAAUUUUUUUAAAUCCAUAUCAAAUAUUUUGAAAACGUUUAAUAUACAUAUAUAUAAAUAUAUUAUAUAUUUUUAUAAUAUCGAAAAGGAGGAAUGUGUAAAAAAUGAUACUCAAUAUAUUCAAAACUAUUAUGAUAAAGAAAAAUUGUUUAACACAAAUCAAAGUGUUUAUUUAUAUUCAUUGAUAAAAAAAGAUAUUUAUUAUAAACAGGUAUAUAAAUAUUUUACAAACAAUUGUGUAAUGACAAAUUUGUUUUUUAUAGAACAAUAUAAUACAUUUGGGGGUAUAGAAAAGAACAUGAAAAUAGGCACAUCAAAUUGUAUAGAAAACGUUACAGACACAUCAACAAAAUUAAUAAACAUUUUGAACAAAAUAAGAGACAAUGUUUCUGAACAAAUAAGAAUUAGAAUUGAAAAUAAUUUAUAUGAUAAAAAUUUAAAAUAUAUUUUACAUAAUUUAAUGAUUUUUAUGUAUCAAAGUAAAAUAAAAUAUAUUAAUUUAUAUACAUUAUGUAUAUCUAUUAUUGAAAAAAAUAUAUUUUUUUUUAGUAUCAAUAAUUUAUAUCUAUAUAUAAAAAUAUUUAAUACAGUCAAAAUUUAUAAUUAUGAAAUUUUUUAUAAUAUUUUUGAUCAUAUAUAUACUAAUUUUGACCAAUUUGAAUUAAAGAAAAAAGCUAAAAUUAUUUUAUUAUAUUAUGAUAUAUUUAAAAAAAUAAAUGAUAACCAAAUGCAGUUAUUAAUAAAUUGUUUUUUAGAUAAUACGAAAUUUUGUGAAAAAAAUAAAAUAGACAUAUCCAAAUAUAAUCAAAUUAAUGAUAAACAUAAAAUAAAUAAUUAUUGUAAUAUAUAUCAGAAAUGGCUACUUCCUACAAAUGUAGAAUUAAAACAAAAUAUUUUAAAUACAAAAAAAAAAUCAACAAAUUAUUUAUUUGAUAGUGUGUAUAAUUCUGAGAAUAAUGAUGAAAUAAACUUAAAUUAUUUUUUAAAUAAUAAAAAAAAUAAUGAUUAUUAUAUAUUUUCUGAAAAAAAUGAAAAACAAUAUUCUACUACAACAGAUAAUAGUCAAUUAUUUUUGAAAAAAAUUGAACAAACAGAAAUUGUUUCAUUUAGUUUAAAUUUUAAUGAAUAUAUAAAUUUGUUGGUUAUAUUAAUUUAUGAUAUAUCAAAUAAAAUACUUGAUAAUAAAAUGGAUGAAAAAAAAAAUACAAACAUAUCUAUUAUUUCACUUAUUUCAAAGGAUGAAACAAAUUUAAUAAAAAUAAAAAAUGAAGAUCCGGUCUUAGAAAAAUAUUCUGAGAUGGUAAGACAAAAUUUGAAUAAUAGAAAACAUUUAAUUAUUAAAAUUUUAUUAAAAAUUGCUGAUAUGAUAAAAAAUAAAAAUAAAAUAUCGAGUGAAAAAAAAAUAAAAAAAAUAAAAAAAAUAGAAAUGGAUGAAAUGGAUGAAGCGGAUGAAACGGGUUUACAUAUUGAUCAGGUUCUCUACAUUUUGUAUUUCAUAAAAUUGUUGGACAAAGAUUUGUAUAGCAGCAUGAUGGAAAUCGACCAAAUUGAAAGGGUUCUAAAAAAUGGGAAAAAUGGGAAAAAUGCACAAAAUGAAAGAAAAUGGGGAGAUAAUGGUGUGGAAAGCAAACAGUGUGGAACCUUGCUUGGUAGCAGUUUAUUCGAAUUGAAAAAAGAAGAUAUGAAAUUCAUUGGUUCGAAUAAUAGAAAAAAAAAUAACGAAUCCGAAAUAUAUUAUGAUGAUUUAUUUCUUUAUGACGAUAAAAUAAAUUAUAGAUAUAAAUAUCAAAGUGUUAAUGAUAGUAUUAAAAAUAUCACUAAUAAUUUAAAAAAAAUGAAAUUUAAUGAAAUAACUAAAUUUGAUAAUACAAAUAAAUGUAGUUUUAAAAUAAAUAAGUUUUAUAAAUUAGAUACAUAUAUAAAUAUAGAUAUUUUAUUUAUUUUAGAAAAAAAUGGAGAAGAAUUUUUUCAUUUUUUGAUAUUUUAUCCAUAUGAAUUAAAAAAAAUAAUUACAAAUAUAAAAAAAAAUAACAUAACAUUUACACAUAGUUAUGAUGAAUCUUUUUCUUUUUGUACAGAAAUUUUAUGUAUUUAUAAUUUUUUAAAAAAAAAUAAUAAAACAAAUUUUUCUUUCAGUAUUCUAGACACAACAUCAUUUGUUAAUUUUUCUGACUAUACAUGUGAAAAUGUGGAGGUAAAUAAAAAUAUCAAAUUAAGAGAAAACCAAAACUCAAUUCACCCAUUAUUUAACCAUGAUUUGGAUAUUCAAAAAUUGAAAAAAUUAAUAGAAGGAAUAAUUUCUCUGCGAUAG
Molecule: messenger RNA, 4020 nt
Organism: Plasmodium yoelii
Lineage: Eukaryota; Apicomplexa; Aconoidasida; Haemosporida; Plasmodiidae
Product: conserved Plasmodium protein, unknown function
Exons: 1
Coding region: 1-4020 (1339 amino acids)
Source: RefSeq, a predicted model, not a curated record